CUAUAAGUAUUUGAUUUGUUUAUCUCACAAGAUGUUGUCUCAGAGGAAUGUUGUGAUGGUUGAUAAAUAAAUUUGUCAAAGCUUGUAGAUUCUGUAAUUAAUUAUGCCAUAUAAUUAAUUUUCAUUUUAUCACUCAUACUGUAUAGUCGUGCUGUGAUCUAUUGUGAUGAUUUAGUAUAUAAUCUUUGAUUUUUCAUUGAUAUCAAAUUAAUUUUAUAACAUGUGCCUUAAAAUAUCACUUAUUACAUUAGUAUUAGCUACCACAAUAUUGUCCUGUUUUUGUGAAAUAAAUCGACAUAUUGAGUGUACUGUUUAUGCAGAUUCAAUUGAUCAAGAGAAUAAACAUAAUUUAAAUGUCAUCUACGUUACUGCUACAGAUGAUCACGAUAAAAUCCAUUAUUUAUGGAGCUCUUAUGUUGUUCCUAGUGUAAUUAUUUCUAGAACUUCAAAAGAUACUACACUUGAAAAAAUUGACUUUGAAAAGCUCCGUUUAUUUCAAAGUGGUGCUAUUCAAUUUAGUAAGAAUCCCCUCUCCUCAACAGGUUUUACAAUAUCCGAGCUGUGGCAAAAUUCUUAUGAAAAAGAUUCUUCAGAUAUAAAUGAAAUAAGUGAAGUAGUUCCCUUAGCUUUGGAAAAUUUUCAAUGGAACAAUGUAACAAAUAGUUCUAUAAGCUGUUCUGAAACAUUUGCUCAUAUAAAUUUAGUUUCUUCUGGUGAUGAAACAGUUUUUUCGAAAGGAGGGACAUUUGAAAUUGAGUUUUCAAUUUCUGGUAAAGAAGAAGCUGCAUCUAAUUAUCCUCACCUGAUUUAUUCUGGAAACUCAACUCAACUUAAAGUUGUCUUCAACAAAUUUUACUCAAAUUCCUCUAGAAUACGAUAUGCUAUGGAAGUAUCUGUUUUUUCACCUUUAGCCAAAACAUGUGAUCAAGAUGAUUGUGAACCUGUUGUCGCAAAGUCUGUCAGUGAUGAGUUUUCACCUGGCAUUUUUUCUGAUAUUACACUUUUACCACCAUGUUCUCAAGAUUCUUUUCUUUCGUGGCGUCCUGUUGCUUAUACAAGUAAUGAACCGUCUGUUGCUAACUCAACUGAUGCUAAAAUUACAUCAAAGUGCUCUAAAUCUGUUGAACGUCAUAUCCAAAGCAUUGCCGAACUAUUUUUUAAUGAUCUUGGAAAUAGUUCUGUAAGCAAGUUUAAUAUGACUUUUGGAACCAAAGGAGAUGGAUUUUACUCUAAAACUGAAUACACAAUGUGGUCAUUCAUGGCAGGAGUUGGAUCUAGUGUAGGAUUUAAGUUAUCAGCUACUGCAUUAAUUUUCCUAUGUGUAGGUCUUGGAGCUCUUUCUGUCUUUCUUAUCUCUGGAUUGAUUUUCACAGCAGUUAAAAAAUGUCGAAGAAAAGAUGAAUUACUUUUGAGUGAUGCUGUCAACUAAUUUAAAGUAAAGGGAUUUAUUACUUAAGAUUUUGCCCUUUUUAUUUAAAUAAUAUGUAUAUAAUGUGUUAUUUAUUUGUAAUAUAAUUAAGGAUGUAAUUAAUAUUUAAUAAUUUUUUUCCAUGUCAGUAUUUAUAGUUAUGAAUAAUAAUAAUUUAAUGACAUUUGAUUUGUUUCAUAUUAAAUAAGAAUGUGCUUUCUUUAUUGCUAUAAAUAUAGAAACUUGAAGGCUUUUUUGGUGUUAAACUGUUUUAAUUUUUUCCGAUAAUUAACAUUUAGUUGAAUGUUGCUCAAUCUCAAGGCUUUCAUUUUCUGUGUUGAAUUUACCAUUCUGUGUAUUCGAGUGUUAUGAAAAUUAAUAUGAUUUUUUUUUAUUUGAUUCUCACUCAUAGAAUUUUUCUCAAACUGAAAAAAUUAAGAAUAAAGGACAUCAAUAAUUUAUAAUUGUUUUGUCUUAUAUUUCUAAUAGUAUUUAAUAGUUAGACUUGAGAUAUUUUUUGAGUUUAUAGUUAUAGGCUUCUAUUAACCCUUUGCUAGUAAUAAAUAUGCAGUUUUCGUUUACUUAAUUCACGUAGUAUUACGAGUAAAUAGUAGUCGAAAGUGGCAGCUGUUUUCCCCUGCCAUUCUUCCGAAAACGUCACCCUUCUCUGGCGAUGCUGUAGAUAGCUCGCCUCAUAUGUUUUAAAAAUUUCUUAAAGUAUUUGCAGUUCAUAAAUAACAGUUUUUACGUACUUUAAAACAAUUAAUAAAUGAGAAUUAUUAAAUAGUAAAUUAUAAAUGAGUAUAAUCAAAUAUAUAAAUAAUAAUAGUUCAUUAUAAAUAUAAGGCAAAUAUUAAAUUGUCUAAAUAAAUACAACUAGUGUAAAACUUUAUGAAGCAUUUAAAUACAGUAAUUACCUAAAAAACACUUCAGUCAGACUCAAAGCUUGAUAAUCCUUCUGUAUCCACAACAGAAUCAGCAUCAUAAUUAUCUAACUUCUGCUUUUGAGCCAUUUUACUUUAUAAACACCCUAAAAACACGCCAAAAUAAAAUAAAAACAAGGUAAAAAAAAAAAUUCCCCCUUCAUUAUGAAAAAAAUUCACGGAACCCAUACUGCCAUCUGUAGAAAGUAAAACUAACUAAAUUUCGCGAGUAGGAUUCAUUUGUAACAUAAUCAAUGCAGAAUAAUAAUGGCGUACGAGCUCAGCUCGUCAGCGUGCAUUGGGGAGAAAUUUCACUAUGCGAGUAGUGCUCGUUUCUAACCAUUUCGGUCAAAAUCUUGCUCCCAAGCGGAACUCGUUUGCGCACAUUAUGAAGCACGAUUGGAUUGUGAGCUGAACCUGUUUAUAACCAUCAAAGGGUUAAUUAUAUAUCACAGACCUUCAUUUUUCUAAAUUUAUGAGAAAUGGUUCAUAGAAAAUAUUUAUCUUUUAUUGUCUUUAUUAUGUUAUUAUUAUCUUUUAAUUAUCUUUUUAGUAGCAAUAAUUUGUUUGUCUCAAUCUUAAGAAAAAUUUAAUAGUUAAAUGGUGUAGCAAUUACUUAAAUUCAUAACUUAUACUGUAGUUGUCUGUAGGCAGUUAUGAUUUAAAGAAAAAAUAUAUUCAUGCAGAAUUACAACAUCUUGCUUUGAAUUUCAAAGUAUCAAUUUUAUUGACAUAAUUUGUUAUCACAACAUUUGGCAUUAUUCAUGAUGAAUGGCAGCUCACUUUGUGUAUAAAUGUUUAUACGAGGUGUAAAAAAAAAGUGUGGAUGCGGUCAAAUAUCUCCAAUAUACAUGGGAUAAAAAAAGUUAAAAUAUACAUGCUGUGGGGGCAACUUUGAAAUCUUAAGUAUGGAUUCCUAUUUUUUAUUGCAGAUUUGAGUUCUCCAGAAUAAAGUAAUCCUGUUUGAGUUAUAGGUUUAUGCAUUUUGUUCAUAGAUGGUGCUGCAACCAAGGAAAUUAAAAUAGGGUACAUGAUCUUUUUUUUUUUAAACAGAUGUAAAAAAAUUAGAAAAAAAAAUUUGAAACAUGUCUAUUUUUAUAUUCUUAAUCUGAUGAGUCCCGAAAUUUGCCCUUCUAAACAGUUUGUACCAUAUUUUAAUUUUCCCAGUUAAAGUACUAUAUGUGAAAAAAAAUGCAUAUACUAAACUCAAAUAAUGUUACUUUUUUCUGGAGAAUCCAAAUCUAAAAUAAAGGAAAACAGAGUUUCAUAUUUAAGAUUUCAAAAAUUGCACCAGGGGUUGGGGUUCGUAUAUUGAGUUUUGAUAUCAUUGGAUAGCUUUUAAAAAUUAAAUGCGCCAAUGUUACUUUUUCAAUCCGAUCUAUAUUUUUUGAGAUAUUUGAUGUUUUUUAAACUUUUUUUACACUUUAAAUCGUUGUGAAAAAAGUAAUCCACUAAUGUCCAAUUUUCAAUAGUGCAAUUUUUCAGUUAUCUUUUAUUUUAUAAAAAGCUGUUAAAACAAUUGAAAUAUUUAAAAAUAAAGUUAUGAGUGAAAAUCUUUUUAAUUUGAACAUAAAUUCAAGUAAAAUACUAAAGGCUAAUGCAAUGUCAAUAAAUCCAAAAAAUAUUGUAGGAUUCCAAGGAAAAAAUAAACCUUUUUGUAAAGAUAUUUACUAAAAUAUUUACUGAGUACUAAAUCAUUUAAUAAACUUAUAACUUUUCUUCUAGAUAUAACAAGAAGCAGAUUUUGAGAGUUAGACUUAAAAAUAAAAAGUCUACACUAGAUGUGUGUUUCCUUUGAAAAAAAUUUUUUUUUUUGAAAAAAAGUCUCAUAAUAUUUUCAAUAAGUGCAUGAUUUGUUCUUCAAAAAAUAAGCCAAUGGUUGGAUUUAACUGUCAAUAGUGAAUUAAAAAAAUGCUGAUAAAUUUAUUAUUAUUGAAUUAAAUUAGAAUUAUUGAAUUUAAACUACUGUUAUUUAAUGAUUUGACUGACUAUAUGGAUGUUUUUUUUUGUGCAACAUAAAUUAUUUUUGGAAUAAUACAUUUAGUUCUCCAGGGAAAAAUUUUAUUUAUACACAAUUUUUCUUGGGAAACAUAUUUAUGUUUUUAAUUUAUUUAUUUUUCUUCUGUAAAACCACUUGUGACUUAUUGUGCAGUUUUGUAAAUAAAUUGUAUAAGUGAUAAUUUUUUUUAAUUUAAGAUCUUUUCUGUUAAUACUAUAAAGUAUGUAUUUUUAUAACAAAUAAAAUAUUUAUAGAAA
Parasteatoda tepidariorum (common house spider) is the source of this 4587-nucleotide messenger RNA. Its product is annotated as glycosylated lysosomal membrane protein. Gene Ontology annotation, cellular component: lysosome. The record is from RefSeq and is a predicted model, not a curated record. NCBI's taxonomy places the organism in Eukaryota, Metazoa, Arthropoda, Arachnida, Araneae, Theridiidae.